GAGAUAACAGCCGAUAUAGACUUUAAAUUUUAGUGACAGAAUUUGUGUAUCCGUCCCUAAAAAGAAUCUAAAUACAUGCGAAUUUUCAGAGCAAAUUUCAGUGGUUCACUUCAAAGCAUUCCAAUAAAAUUUUCUUUUUAUUUAUUAUCUUUGGUCAUUUGCCUCCAUCUUUCCUUUGAAAUCUUUCAGAUUUUUUUUUUUAAAAAUCAGGGUUUCUCCGCUUAAAUUAAGCCCACAAAAGGGGGAAUAAUGUUAACCAGUAAGACAUUAAUUCAACCUCCUUCCAUUCAUCUCCAAAACCCUAAUCUUAAACCCUCUCCUUCAAUCCCUAAAAGACCCACCUUCUCAUCCCUUCCUUUUCACCGAUCAUUUUUACUGUCUUUUUCACAUAAUUUGACGCCCCGAAAUCUUAGCCGUCACUGCAUUAGCCCUGGCCAGGAACUGAGUUAUGAAAAUGAAGAUUUAGUCGAAGAACAAAAUGAAGAAGAAGAAGUGGAAAUCAGCCGGGAAAUCAAGGGAGAGGGAUUAGCAAAUCAGAGCAUAUGGAAUCAAAUGAAAGAGAUUGUGAUGUUUACUGGACCGGCUACUGGGCUUUGGCUUUGCGGGCCCUUGAUGAGUCUUAUUGAUACUGCUGUCAUUGGUCAAGGAAGCUCAAUCGAGCUUGCAGCUUUAGGUCCUGCAACGGUUGUUUGUGAUUAUACAGGUUAUAUGUUUAUGUUCCUUUCAAUUGCCACUUCCAAUAUGGUGGCCACUUCUCUUGCUAGACGGGAUAAAAAUGAAGUUCAGCAUCAGAUAUCUAUCCUGCUUUUUAUUGGGUUGUUUUGUGGCUUUUUGAUGCUUAUCUUAACUAGAUUCUUUGGUUCAUGCGCAUUAACAGCUUUUUCUGGACCCAAGAAUGCACAUCUUGUACCUGCUGGAAACACAUAUGUUCAGAUUAGAAGUUUCGCAUGGCCAGCAGUUCUAGUUGGAUGGGUGGCGCAAAGUGCCAGCCUUGGCAUGAAAGAUUCCUGGGGACCAUUGAAAGCAUUGGCUGUUUCCAGUGCCAUAAAUGGUAUUGGUGAUGUUGCCUUAUGCAUAUUUUUAGGUUAUGGCAUCGCUGGAGCUGCAUGGGCAACAAUGGUUUCACAGGUUGUUGCAGCUUAUAUGAUGAUUGAAGCUUUAAACAAGAAAGGGUACAAUGCAUUUGCCAUCUCCAUUCCAACAUUUGACGAGCUGCUGAGCAUGCUAGCAAUUGCUGGUCCAGUAUUUGUAACUUUGACGGCAAAGGUAAUUUUCUACUCUAUCCUCGUAUAUUUUGCUACAUCCAUGGGAACACACACUGUUGCUGCUCAUCAGGUCCUCCUUCAAACAUAUGCGAUGUGCACUGUUUGGGGUGAGCCUCUCUCUCAAACCGCACAGUCAUUUAUGCCUGAGUUGAUAUAUGGAGUCAAUCGAAGUUUGCCAAAGGCUAGAAUGCUGCUAAAAUCACUUGUCACUAUCGGCGCUACACUUGGACUAGUAUUAGGGAUUAUUGGAACGGCAGUUCCUCGGUUUUUUCCCAAUAUCUUUACACCCGAUGUAAAGGUCAUCCAAGAGAUGCACAAGGUGCUAUUACCAUACUUUCUUGCAUUAGCUAUAACCCCAAGCACUCACAGCCUUGAAGGCACUUUGCUGGCCGGACGAGAUCUUCGAUUUAUUAGCUUGUCAAUGACAGGAUGCCUUGCCUUUGGUGCGCUUAUACCACCGCUUUUGACUUCUAGUGGAUGUGGCUUGGCGAGCUGCUGGUUUGCACUUAUGGGGUUCCAAUGGGCUCGGUUUUUCCUUUCCCUUCAACGUCUUCUUUCUCCGAACGGCAUACUGUAUUCCGAAGACUUAACACAAUUCGAAUUGAAGGAUAUGAAAGCAUCUUAGUUUCGGAAUCCGCCAUGCCAUUGAUGUAUUUUGACAUUCUUCCACAGCAAAUCAUAGUUGGAAGAUUAAGGACUGCACCUAUAUUUAUAUAUGUAACUUAUUUUUUUAUUCAAUUCUUACUGCUAUUUAUAAUCUUAUAAAUCCUUAAAUUAAAGGAAAAUACAUGUUCUCAAAUUCAACUACUCCUAAUAGUUGCACUUGCAACAGUGUCAACUAAAUUCAGGUUCAAUCGAUUAUAUGUAUGCAAAUUUUAAUACUAA
Gossypium raimondii (Peruvian cotton) is the source of this 2150-nucleotide messenger RNA. RefSeq names its product protein DETOXIFICATION 46, chloroplastic. Gene Ontology annotation, molecular function: antiporter activity; xenobiotic transmembrane transporter activity. The transcript is spliced from 14 exons. Gene Ontology annotation, cellular component: membrane. Bases 250 to 1890 code for a protein of 546 amino acids. The record is from RefSeq and is a predicted model, not a curated record. Gene Ontology annotation, biological process: transmembrane transport. Lineage: Eukaryota; Viridiplantae; Streptophyta; Magnoliopsida; Malvales; Malvaceae.